AUGGCCGUUGCAGCCUCCUUGACUGAGCUACAGACAGAGGCCAGCUGCCCCCUCUGCCUGGACUUCCUGAGAGACCCAGUGACCAUUGACUGUGGCCACAACUUCUGUUGCUCCUGCAUCCACCAGUGCUGGGAAGAUCUCCAGGACAUCCUCCCCUGUCCCGUCUGCCUGCACCACUGCCUGGACGGGGAUUUCAAGAGGAACUCCCAGUUAUCUCACUUGACUGAAAUUGUGAUGCAACUUUCAAAAAGAAGGAGCAAGAGGAAGCAGCAGGAAAAGAAACCCCUGUGUGAGAAGCACAAUCGGGUUGUGACCCUGUUCUGUGAGCAGGACCUGGAGCUACUGUGUGCCCAGUGCAGGAUCUCUUCUGAUCACCAGGAUCACAAUGUGGUGCCCCUUGAGCAAGCUGCAGCUCAUCACAGGAAGAAGCUCAAAAGCUCCAUUGGAUCCCUGAAGGAGAACAUUGAAUGUGCUGAGAAAGUUCAUGAAAUUCAACUAUCAAAAUCAUGUGAAUUGAAGGGAAAGGUGGAAAAGUGGAGGAUGGAAAAAGAGAGGUUUAGUCACCCUCUGCAAUAUUUUGGACUGCAAAAAUUGAUCAGCAAAUUUAAGGUAGAUUUGACAUUAGAUCCUGAAACUGCCCACCCAAAUCUUAUCAUCUCAGAAGAUAGAAAAGGUGCCAUAUUUGGAGUGAUGAAACCAAAAUGUCUUCCUAAAUCCAAGGCAUUUUCUUCUUACCAGGCUGUCCGGGGUUGUGAGGGCUUUGAUGCUGGAAGACAUUAUUGGCAAGUAGAAGUGCGAGGCACAGGUGAAUUGGCCUUAGGUGUCUGUAAAGAAUCCUUCCCCAUGAAUGCCUGCAUAUCCCCAUCUCCAAACAAUGGAUGCUGGAAAUUUCAUCUCUGGUCUAGAACACAUGGUACAUCAGAUUCAGUGAAUCACAGACAGAUUGGAAUUUUUCUGGACUAUGAGUUGGGGGAGGUUUCAUUUUACAAUUUGAAUAAUAGGUCACAUUUGUAUACAUGCAAGGGUAUGUUUACAGAAAAACUUGUGCCUUAUUUCUCUCUUGGACCUGCUACAAAAUGUCUUACAAUCAGUAUCAUCAUAGAUGAAUGA
Choloepus didactylus (southern two-toed sloth) is the source of this 1110-nucleotide messenger RNA. RefSeq names its product tripartite motif-containing protein 60-like. The transcript has 2 exons. Lineage: Eukaryota; Metazoa; Chordata; Mammalia; Pilosa; Megalonychidae. Gene Ontology annotation, molecular function: protein binding; zinc ion binding. The coding region runs from base 1 to 1110 and encodes 369 amino acids. The record is from RefSeq and is a predicted model, not a curated record.